This is a messenger RNA of Anopheles merus, 5014 nucleotides long. It is a transcript of the gene spn-E, whose product is annotated as probable ATP-dependent RNA helicase spindle-E. Bases 132 to 4523 code for a protein of 1463 amino acids. The transcript has 6 exons. Gene Ontology annotation, molecular function: RNA binding; ATP binding. Gene Ontology annotation, cellular component: intracellular anatomical structure. NCBI's taxonomy places the organism in Eukaryota, Metazoa, Arthropoda, Insecta, Diptera, Culicidae. The record is from RefSeq and is a predicted model, not a curated record.
GACCGGUUGUCAACGCAGGUCCGAAAAGGUCAGCAGAAACACAAAACAACAGCGAUUCGCUGGAAGUGGGGGCACGCUGGCGAGCAUCAGCCUCAGUUUGUUCCAAAAGAUUGCCAACAUUCACUGCAACUAUGGAAGAGGACGAUGUGGCGGACUUUUUCGAUUUUUCCAAAUCAUUCAAACGCACCGUCGUAUCGGGCGGAUACAUCAAUGGCGCGGUUAAACCACAGAAGCUUAACAUCCAGACGCUGCCGGAACGGGCGCAUCAGGGAACGGAAUACGCGGAAAAGUUUUGCCGGGAAGAGGAGGCUCGACUAAUGGAGGGAUGGGUGGACGAAACGUUGAACAAGUCGACGGCAUCGCGACUCGAGCAGGUGGACGACAUGUCGUCGGUGAUGGAGGAAGACACACAGCACCUGCAGCGUGUGCGGGCAAAGGAGCUGAUGGAGCCGCUGUUCAGUCGGUACAACUUUACCGUCACCCCGAACCGGCUCACGAUUCAUCAGUCGAAGCAGGACAUUCUGAAGGCAAUACGCGAGAAUCCGGUGGUCGUGCUGCAGGGUAUGACGGGAUGCGGUAAAACGACGCAGGUGCCUCAGUACCUGCUGGAGGAUGCGUACAAUCGGAAGGAGUGGUGCAACAUCGUUGUCACACAGCCGCGCAAGAUUGCCGCCUCCUCGAUCGCGCGACGCGUUGCCGAAGAGCGCAACUGUGCGCUCGGUUCGCUCGUCGGGUUCAAGGUGGGCCUGAAGGAGAUGGUCAGCGAAGACACGCGCCUGACGUACGUGACGACGGGCGUGCUGCUGAACAAGCUCAUCACCUCCAAGUCCAUCAGCAGCUACACGCACAUCAUUCUGGACGAGGUGCACGAGCGGGAAGUGGAUAUGGACUUUCUGCUCAUCAUCGUGCGCCGCCUGCUGGCCACGAUGCACAACACAAAGAUCAUACUGAUGUCGGCCACGAUUGAAUCGUCCGAGUUUGCGCAGUACUUCAAGAUACCGGGCCCGAACAGUCUGUUCGCACCGCAGCUGGCCGUUUCCAACGUUACGCAGCACGAUGUGUCGGUGUACUAUUUGGAAGAUUUGGAAAAGCUGAGGGUUGACUUUACCAUCAAGUACGAACAGCCGGAUGUGCACGAGAAGAUGUACUUCCUGGCGGCCAAAGUGGCGGUGGUGUGCGAUCGAUUCAUCGACGAGUUUGAAUCGGCGUCGGCCAUCGAUUACAAGCCGUCGAUCAUCAUGUUUCUGCCCGGCAUCAACGAAAUCGAACGGAUGGCGGACGUGCUGCGCAACUUCCUGGGCGACAGCAAUGUCAACUCGCAGGAGCAGACCAAGUUUACGAUCCUGAAGCUGCACUCGACACUGCCCUCGGAGGAGCAGGCGCUGGUGUUCACCAAACCGUCACCCGGCUACCGGAAGGUGAUUCUGUCGACGAACAUUGCCGAAAGCUCGAUCACCAUACCGGAUGUGAAGUUUGUGAUCGAUUUCUGUCUGCAUCGUGUACUGGUUGCCGAUACGCUGAACAAUUUCACCACUCUGCGCACACAGUGGGCAUCGCGCAACAACUGCAUCCAGCGGGCGGGACGCUGCGGGCGUGUGAUGAAUGGGCGCGUGUACCGGCUGGUGAACAAGCACUUCUUCGAGCACGGGAUGGCCCAAUCGAUCGAGCCGGAAAUGGUGCGCUGUCCGUUGAGCAAUGUCGUGCUGAAAACGAAGCUCCUGGACAUGGGGCCACCGCACACGAUACUCGCCCUGGCCAUGUCGCCCCCGAACCUGUCCGACGUGAGCAACACGGUGCUGCAGCUGAAGGAGCUGGGUGCACUGUUGCGAACGGCCAAGGGUGUGUACGAUCUGCAGGACGGUGACAUCACGUACCUGGGCAACAUAAUGUCUACGCUGCCGCUGGACAUACACCUCGCGAAGCUGGUCGUGCUGGGGUACGUGUUUUCCGUGCUCGAGGAAGCCAUCGUCAUCGCGGCCGGCAUGAACGUGAAGAACAUUUUCUGCCAGCUGCGUACGAUCGAAGCGCUGCGGGUGAAGCGCCACUUUGCCAACGGCUCUGCGUCCGAUGGUAUCGCGAUCCUGAACGCGUACAACUGGUGGCGCUCGAUCAAGGAGCAAGGCACGGGGGGUGACACGACCGAAUGGUGCAAUCGGUACAUGCUCGAUCGGAAGUCACUCAUCGAGAUGGCCGAGCUGGUGCAGGAAAUAACGAUGCGGCUCAAGACGGCGAACAUACGCGUCGUUAGCGGGGCGAACAAUGCCCGGUGGACCGAUCGGGAGCGUACGGUCGUGCUGAAGGUGGUGAUGGCGGGCGCGUUCUAUCCCAACUACUUCAUCCCGACGUGCGUCACCGACCGCGAGCUGAGCGACCGGAUGGUUUACACCGAGAUCGGUGGCCGGGACCCGUUCAGUACGGUGUUUUUCUGCGGGUUCGACCACAGCAACUACAUCGGUCCGCUGUACCGGAAUGAGAUCCGGGCGCUGCUGACCGAGCGCAAGCCGACCAGUGAGAAGCACCAGGUGAAGGUGGAAUUCGAGCGCAGCACGAACAAAAUCUUUGUGCAGUUCCAGUAUCCACCGGACCAGCAGAGCGGGAAGAGUCUGUACGAGGAGCGCAACUCGGCCGAUCGCGUGCAUCCGGGUGUGUACGAGGCGAUCAAGCUGCGCCUGCUGCGCCACAACCAGUCGGAGCUGCUGGUGAUGCACCACAACGACGCGGUUGCCUACGCGACCGAGCGUCAGCUGGGCGUGUGGAGAAACCACGAGUGGCACCCGCGCAGUGUCGAGAUCCCGAAUGCGCACCUCUCGGUUGAGCCGCCGAUCCACUGGACCCGGGUGACGGCCACCGUUACGCACGUGGAGCACCCGAACAAGUUCUACCUUCGCCCGCACGACGAAAAAAACGACAACAUCUACCACGACAUCAUGGAGAAGCUGAACGGGUGCGAUGCAGUGUUGCGCGCCUUCCCCGAAGGCUACGCGUUUAAGCAGCGCGAUAUCGUGGCCGCACCGCUGCCGAACAUGGUCACGGGCAAGAUGGCACGCGCCAAGCUUCUGCAGCAGUGCUUUGUUCGCGGCGUCGAACACUGGACGGUGUUCUUCAUGGACUUCGGACUGACGGCCGGCGUGUCGGUGAAGUGCUUCCGCCAGCUGCGCGGUACACCGCUGGACAUGUUCACAAAGUUCCCGGACCGAGUGUUUCUGGCAUCGCUCGCGGAGGUGCAACCGUCCGCCGUCCGAUCGCCCAAGGACGUUUGGAUGGAGGAAACGAUCAAGCACUUCCGGCAGCUCGUACACGGCCAGCAGUUCGACGUGGAGGUGUACUCGGUGGUGAACCGUGUCACGAUGGUGGUACUGCGCCACAAUCCGGACGAUCCGAUCGACCUGACCAUCAACCGGGCGCUGAUCAAUUCGCACCACGCCCAACUGUCCGAGGAAUCGUACAUGUCGAAGAUGAACCACGAGAAGCGAAAGCGCGUACAGUUCGAGAUGGAGCUAGACCCAAUGUACAAGACGCAGAUACUGAACGACAUUUCCGAACAGCAACGCUUCCUGGAGGAUGACGACGUGGACGACCUGGAGCUGCCGCGGGAUCUGCUCAAGGUGCGGCUAAUGCUGCGCGGUCCGUACAGCCCGCUCGAGGUGAAGUGCAGCUCGACGGUGUUCUCCGGCUAUCGGAAGCCGGUCAUUAUCGAGAAGGAGUCGCUGAACUCGGUGCUGCUCGACACGAACCCGCAAAACACGCACGAAAAGCUGCUGGUGGCGGGUUGCGUCAACGAAACGUCCAACAGCCGGCUGAUCGCGCGUAUGACGACCAUGAUGCCGAACAUUCCCGGACUGCCCGCGCUUAUGACGCUCAUCUUUGCGCCCACCUGCCUGGUGAAGAAGGAUCCGGACGAAACGCGUGUCGUGGGGUUGCUGGCCGGGCUGGGCACGGAUCCGCGCACCGGUGAAUCGAUGUAUCCCGAGCAUGACAUGUCGCUGGCAGUGGAUAUUGCUAUCGAUGACGACGACAUUGCAGACAUCAAUGCACUGCGCUAUACAAUGGACUCUAUUCUGCACGGCGGACAUAACGAGCAGACACCCAUGUUUGGCGAGUACAGCAUCGAGUCGCUGAUGGUCAAAGUGAAAGAUUAUCUGAUCAAAAUAUUGCAGCGUGAUCGACCCAUUCAGGACAAUCGCAGUAUGGCGCACGAUUUCAGCUGGGUAAAGGAAAAUCCAUCCACAAGCACGUCGGGCCAGAAGCGUUUGCGAAGCACUGCGAUCGAUAUCUACACCAAAGCCAUCUUCCCACUGUACCAUAAUCUUAACCUCCGUCCAAUGACGGCCGAUCGGAUGGAGUUCCUGCGGCAGCACUGCAAGGAUCUACACCUGCUGACGCAAUCGCGAGUUCCGUUGCCAAAAGGUGGCAUUACGUGCCGUCUGUGCAAUGUGACGCUGGAAUCGGACCACACGUUGCGCAUCCAUUUCUACUCGAAGCUACACUGCGAUCUGGAGCUGAAGAUCAACUACCGACGCUGAGAUGUGUAAGCAUCACACGCUUCCACUUGGCCACCGAUCAUUUCGUAUGUUUGUUUUACUUGUUUGGUUUACUUUUAUUUCUCUUUCUAAAAUUUAUUAACAAGAUGGGGAAUUUUUGUUUUGUUUGCCAAAGUAAUUACGCGACAAAAGGUUUUACACAGUUACCUUCUCUUUAAAGAUAUUAUGUUGUGCUACAAUCGUUUAAAACCAGUCCCACAGACUUUAAUGAACAAAUUAUGCAUUUCUGACACUUUUUUUGCCUUUAAAUUCUAUUAUGAUUGUGACGGGGAGUUUACAAAGAUAAUAACGAAACAAUACAAACAAGAAUAGUUAGCAAUCGUUAGCAAAUGCGCUAAUACCAUUGUGAUGAAUUUUGAUAUGCAAUAUCAACUUUAGUGCCGACGAAUUUGACAAAUUUAUACCGUAGAGUGAGGAUAUUAUUUUUUGCUGAGAAUAUUAUAAUGACGAAUUAUGAAAGCAUUCAAAAGAUA